AUGGCUUCGGAGGAAACCCAGAACAAAGCGACCGCCGACCAGUCGAGCAGCGAGCUUCUGGCGAGCGCGAAGCUGGUGGCGGACGCGGCGCAGUCCACUUUCCGGAACGAAAGCGACAAGGUGGACAAGGCGAAGGUGGCCGACGCGGCGGGGGACCUUCUGGACGCGGCGGCGAAGUAUGGGAAACUGGACGAGCAGAAGGGCAUAGGGCAGUACUUGGACAAAGCUGCCGAUUAUCUGCACCAGUACCCGGACAAGGCUGCUGCACCUUCUCAACCUUCUCAACCUGCAGACUCCAAAGCUGAAGAAGGUUCUGGCUUGGGUGGUCUUGCAAACUUGGCUGGAGGCUUCUUCAAAUAG
Molecule: messenger RNA, 360 nt
Organism: Sphenostylis stenocarpa
Lineage: Eukaryota; Viridiplantae; Streptophyta; Magnoliopsida; Fabales; Fabaceae
Source: the annotation of a GenBank genome assembly